AGGACCUGCUUAUUGUUUUCUUUUUGAUUUUUUUUUCUACCUGGAUAUGCAUCAGGACAUCUUCGUUCAACUAACGAUCUUCGGACGCAAUUGCUGCGGCGCACGUGAGUUGACCGCUACGUUCCGGGCAGACCGCUGGACUGCUAAAGCGUCGCAUGCGUUUURUUUCUACAACAUUCAGACGACAAAUUCAGCUGUCGAGUCUUUUUUUUUCUUCCCCCGAACGAGAACAGCCAGCAACGCCUUCGUCGUCAGCAGGAUGUUUCCACGACUGGGGUCGUUCCGAGGUUCUARAGGAGCCAGUUCUGCACAAAUGUUCAUGAAAAACCAGCCUACAGAGACUGAACUGAAUCAAGCAGUCAAACAGACACUUGUCAUGACUGAUGCUGAUAAACAAGUGAAGAAACCAUUGAAAUACGAUGCUUUUGCCAAGCCAGAAACUUCGCACGAACAUCUGAUUGAGAAAUACAGGAGCGGGGAAACGCAUGCGGUAUCUCUGCUCCAUCAGCUUGCCCAGGUGUUUCAGUUCCACCUUGAACUUAAAGAAACUGUAGCCACAGGAGAUUUACCAGGGUCCCUUUUUGCCUUCUGUGUUGUGAUCGAUGGUCUUCAGUACAAAACUGGCACGGGRUUAACCAAGAAGGCGGCACGUCUAAAUGCGGCGAAACUCGCUCUGGAGGAAUUUUUGCCCAACUUGGAAACUCAGAAAUCUGUUUUCCCAGAAGCAUCAGAUGCUGCUCCACCUUUGCCAGUAAAAGAAAAGCCCUCGCUUCCUGACAUCUACCCCUCUAGAGCUGUUUACGAAAGAAAGAACCCGUCCAACGUUCAGAUUCCUCACGCCGUCAGGGAUCAGCUCGCCAAACUGAUGGACAACCACCCCGAGUUCUCUAGCUGUGCCAGCACAACAGCAGCCUUUAUUAUCCAAACCUCCAGUGGAUGUGAAGUAGUCGCUCUCGGCACCGGGAACUUCAACGCUAAACAGUGCAUUUCAUCGAACGGACGGAUUGUGCACGACUCGCAUGCUGUCGUCACCGCUCGGAGGUCUCUUAUGAGGUUUCUGUACCGGCACCUGCUGCUGUUUUUCAGCAAAAAUGCCAACCUGAAUGAGARAACCAUCUUUCAGCACAACAGCAGCAACAACCUCCUGAGCCUGAAGAGUGGCGUUGUGCUUCAUCUCUACGUGAAUCAGCUGCCGAAGGGUGCAUCUCAGGUUCCCUCAAAUUUGCAGCUGCACCCUCUCUCCAUUUCAGCAUGGCAAGUCAACAAUGAAAUCAGCCUACACCUGUCAGUGGAGGGCAAGGUUUUCUCUGUUUUCUCAUCRAGUCUCCAUCACUCUGCCAGCAGCAUGGUCAGCAUGUCCACCACAGACAAAAUCACUCAGUGGCAGGUUCUGGGAUACCAAGGAGCUUUGCUUAGCCACUUCAUUGAGCCCAUCUACGUCCAAAGCAUCCUUGUAGGUGACUCUGGCUGCCAUGAAAUUCGUGGUAUGGAGAUCUCUGUGAGCCAGCGCGUUGAAGGAAUCACCCCUCAGCUGCCCAUGUUUUACUGCAUGAUGCGCCCGCACAUCAGCCUGGUGCCCUCCGUGGCCACAGACGGCGCCGACAGCAGGGAGCCCACCUACGGGAUCAACUGGAGCGAAGGAGACAGCUCUGUGGAAGUCAUUGAUGGUCUUGAGGGCAAAACCGUAGAAGAGUCUCCGUUCAAAAGUGGCCCGGCUCUGGCAAGCCGUCUGUGCAAAGCAGCCAUGCUGCACCGCUUCAGGCUGGUGGCCAAAGAAGCCCAGAGGGAAGACCUGCUGGUCACAAGCUCCUACAGAGAGGCAAAGAGGAUGGCAAAGACAUACCAGGAGGCCAAGAAUGUUCUGCGUGCAUACCUGAGUCAGCAAGGUUUUGGUUCAUGGCUGGAAAAAGUUUCUCUUAGUGAUAACUUCAGCAUUAAAGCUGAAGAUGCAGGCGACCUCUGUGGGGGAGGUGGUCAUCAAAGGAGUUUUUGCAAACAGAUACCUGGCGAUGAACAGAGAUGGGAGGCUGUUUGGAGCGAAACGAACGACAGACGAGUGCUACUUCCUGGAACGUCUGGAGARCAACAACUACAACACCUACCGCUCCAGAAAAUACCCAAACAUGUACGUGGCACUGAAGCGAACUGGUCAGUACAAGUCCGGGAACAACACCGGGCCGGGUCAGAAGGCCAUUCUCUUCCUCCCGAUGUCUGCCAAGUGCUAAUCAGGGAUCAGCCCGAGAGACGGAGGAGAAGAUGUGAAGCCGAGGACGACAGCCUUCCAUAACCUAAAAUAGCUGUGACUCACGACUGAUUGUUUGUUUUAAAUCCUGAACAUAUCUGAGGAUGUCGGGCUGAACUCUCGGGUCGGUGCCACAUCCAGACCGGACUGCUUCCCAGUAAAACCAGGACUUUACUGGAGUCUGUGGCCGAUAAACCAGAGUCUGCAGUUUACCUCCUCAAUCUGGAGUUUUUAUAAAUUAUCUUCUAGUUAAGAGAUCAUUUUGCUAAAUUAACAAAAAGGUACGUAAAAGCUAAAACUUUACAAAUAGCUAAAAGCUUAAAUUAGCAUAAGGAGCAUUAAAAAAAUAGAACGUCAGCUAAAGUAGAUUUCAAAUAUAUUUCAGUAAUUCAAACAUGAGAAAAGUUACAAAAACCAAACGUUUUGAUAUAUAAAUGGUUAAAAUGGCACAAAGUAUCUAGAUUACAAAACAAUGUACUAAAAGAAUGUACUCUUUUGAAGCAAAGGAAGUUUCUGUUCUUAUAAUUAUUAUAAUGAACCUGUAAACAUGAAAUCUGUGCAAAGAGCAAACUUCAUCGAUAAAUGUUAGUUUAAUCAGUUUUUUUUACCUUAAAUAAAAUUUAAUUGAAUAUGGCAGCAAUAAAUAUAAACU
Molecule: messenger RNA, 2894 nt
Organism: Austrofundulus limnaeus
Lineage: Eukaryota; Metazoa; Chordata; Actinopteri; Cyprinodontiformes; Rivulidae
Gene: adad1
Product: adenosine deaminase domain containing 1 (testis-specific)
Exons: 15
Coding region: 47-2287 (746 amino acids)
Biological process (GO): RNA processing; adenosine to inosine editing
Cellular component (GO): cytoplasm; nucleolus
Molecular function (GO): double-stranded RNA binding; tRNA-specific adenosine deaminase activity; adenosine deaminase activity
Source: RefSeq, a predicted model, not a curated record